AGAUCUUGAGCGGCACUGAUUACCAUGGAUAAUCUAUUUCAACUGGCCCUCAAGACCCAGACCAUAUUUGGUGGCAUUCAUUUCCUGUUCUUGGCAAUCUGUUGGCCAUUUGUUAUUGGUUUCCUGAAGGAUUACCACCACAAAGACAGACUGACAUUUAACUGUAUCCCCAAGCCAGACGACUUCACCAGACAACGUUGUUAUGACAAUUAUACUUCUACUAUGAGCCUGCUCCCACUCCAUCUAACACCAUUAGACUUUGCUUGUAUCGCGUAUGGUGGACUGGGGAUUGUCUGGGUGUCUUUUAUUCUUAUGGGGGCUAUGAUUCUACGACGGAUCCACAGAGAGCGAGGCGAACAAAGGGAAAGAAAACAUUUGAAAACGUUUGUGUGGACAUUCAUCGCUCAUAUGUGCAUUCAGCUUGUUUUCCUUGUUGUCAUGAUGGGACUGUUCUGUACUUACCAGCGCCUCCAUUUUCCUGCGGAGUACAAAUGCCAUCAGACAAACAUGACGCUAACUUCACUUAAUCAAAGGCCAGUUAAUUUUACAUGCCAGGACUUACUAUACAAUGAGAAAUCAAAACUAAACACUGCUAUUAUUGUGAUUAUGGCUUCUUCCACCGUUUGUUGUUUAUGGUCCCUUAUUCACUUAGAAGUAAAAAGAAAAGCGUUUGUAGAGCAACUGCUUCGAAACAUUUUUGAAACGGAAGAUGGAAAUGCGGCAGGAUUAAAUUUAGUAGGUGAGUCGAGAGCCCGAUGUUGAGAUGCUAGAUGAGUUUUGAAAUAUCAGGUUUGACCAUCUAUAGAUUUAGGCUAUAGGGACCCUUAUUAUAGAGGUACUGAUUGUCAAUCAUAUUCAUUGCUGCGAAGCCACCAGGCUUCGCAGCAGACUAAUUCCGGUCGCGUGCGUGACCAGCCUGGGUUGCCUGUGCCAGGAGCCAGCCUCAUUUGAGAUUCUUGGAUGUGAAUAUGUAUGUAAAUAUGUAUCAAUAAUCACAGGAGUUCAGGCUUCAGGAGUAAUCAUCGAUCAUUUAUUGCGACAGUGCUGUUUCGUAUGGUCCGAAAUUGUAGGACCACACUCAUCAGGCAACUUCAACGAUUGACCGUUAAAAUUAAAAUUAGCUGGCAGUAAAAUAUGGGUUUGUUAUAGGGUUGCGUUAAGAGAUUGUAUCUAGGUAACAGAUGGAUUCUGUCUUAGUUACGUUACUCUAGAGUUUUGAAGUACAUAUCUGUUUCUGUGGGGGCAUACAUUCCACCCAGAAUUCAAGUAUGUAAAUAUGCAUGUAUGUAUAUCACUGCAUUUGCCUCGAUUUCAGGAACGGCCUUCGAAAUCGAGGCUCUUUCCAGUGUCUUUCGUCCGCAGUCAAUCGAUUCAGAAAGAAAACAAAAGAACGCACUUAGAACACAGAUAAUGUGUCGGGUGUCUGUAAAACGUGGACCGGAUACGUGCGGAUGCCGAAUGCGGAUGGCCGAUGCCAAUGGGAAAAUGCGGAUGGAAAAACGCGAAAAAAAAAAUUGCAGACAAUGGUAUAAUAAUAAGAUUUUGGAUAUAUACAUUUUGCUAAAGCAUGUGUUUUUUCGUUUAUGGUUCUGUUAUAUUUAAAUCCCGAUUACUAAAGUUGCUGGGACAACUUUUUAUUCUUGAAAAAAAAAAAGAAAGAAAGAAACUGGAGAAAACAAGAGAAAUAAACCAAAACAAAAGGUGAACUGCGCGAAAAAAAUCGGCGUGCGUUGCUUCGCCUAUUUCGUGCUCGCCUCGUAAAUCUUCCUGUAUUGAAAGGGCUCUUCAUGUAUUGCUGGCACUCUACCUGGACUCUGGUCAACUCUGCCAGGGAAGACAGUUUAGAGUGUGACUCUGAACUGCCCGUUUUAGAGAUCAAAAGGCAUGUUACUGUUACACUAAUGGUUUUCUUUUUCAUUUUCGGGUCUUUUCUAAUUUUCUGAGCGAAUCUGCGAUUUGUUUUUGACGAGUUUAAGAGGCUACCACAUGCUCAACGCAAGAGAAGGAACGUAAAAGAUACGUUUCUUGACUUGAUCUACAAAUCCUUAUUUUUCUCAUCGCACCGCGCCCCUUGGACCGCCAAAAUACAAAAAAAUCCUUAUUUUUCUUCUCAUUUUGUGUGAAUCGGUGUUUUUUAAUGAGGUUUUUUCCACACAGAUUUUUUUUUCAUGCAAUAUGCCGCACCCUCAACAGAAGCAUUUGUCUGGCCUUCACAAUUUUACGCAAAGGUUCUUUCAACGAAACCCACCUGGUUAGCUCAGUUGGCACUGAGAGCGCCGGUCUGCUGGGCGGGAGGUCGCUUGUUCAAACCCCGGCCGGACCAACACUCAGGGUCUUUUAAUAACUGCAGAAGAAAGUGCUGCUUUUUAACGACAUCUGCAAACGGUUACACCCUCUAGUCUUCUCGGAUACGGACGAAAAACCGUAGGUCCCUCUCACAGUACUGUCACUUACCUGGUUCUUGAGAGACGUAAAAGAACCCACAACACUAUUCGAAAAGAGUAGGGGACGUUAUAGACCCUAGUGGUGUGGCUAACCUUUCCUGGGCCGGGUGGGGUAUCUGUAAGGAGAGAUCUUAAUAUAGCGAUAACCUCAUGACCCUUCUUCAGGUGUCGUAAUGGCUACGUGUAAACAGUGUAUGAACUGUAUGAAUGUAUGUAACGAAUAAAAAGGGGUUAUCUGGUGCAGACAUUGUUAAAAUAUUUAUAAAGGCUUGUUAAGAAGCAGUUUUAUGUUUGGUUGCCGCGUCCCAGAUAGACGAGAGCGGUCCAAAUAAACCGAAUAUCAUAUAUUUUCGAUUCCGAAAUUCUGCCUGUCACGUUUUUAAUGGCGAGUUUUAGGUUGCUCGAUACAGACGGUCUAAGACGUCGCUAAGGAUAUGCUUUGGAAUUUAUUUUGUUGCGAGAAAAAUUAAAAACAAAAACAAAUGAAAUAGAGAGUAGCCUUCAUCAAUGCGUUUCACUAGGGACACGUUUUCUGCGGGAUUUUGAUUUUUAGGAUGCUUUAAGAUUAGGCGAUUUUUUACUUUUUUAUUUUUUGUACCUUUUCGGGACAUAACUUAAGCGAUUAAUCACGUUUGAUCAAGUCUUUUUUUUUCUUUCCGAUCGGCAGUAUAUUUUGCAGUUUUAAAAUUCAAAUUUCAUAAUUCUUGCACUUACAAAUUUCCAAAAGGUAGAACUUGUAAAAAAUAAAUUCAACAUGAUAGGCGGAGUUGAUUAGCAUCUGCCAAAUCGGAAAGUUACGUACUUACAUUCCUUCUGUUUCUUUUUUGACGCUGCUUUUUUUUUGUCUCGAGGGGCUCAAACAAAUAAUCCUCGAUUUGAUUGCCCUGAGAAUAUUUUCUCUUCUGUAAGUUGAGUACACUAUAUCCAGGCUAUGUACUCAAAGGAAAAGUGCACCAUAGCAUGCGUGGUUCAAGGAACAGGAACGGAGCGUCCUUGUUUCCGUGACAUUAAUGAAAGGAAUUACAGGGUUCAAAGAAUUGUGAAAAAACCCUGAAUAACCUGUACCAACUAUUGACAACGCGCACUGUACAUGAAGGGCCCAACCAUGCGACAGCGACUUGAAAGAAAGAUUUCUUUCCUUUGUUUGUUUAUUUAUUUAUUUUUGUCAUCCGCAUUUCUCGUUUUAUUCUUUUUACAUUUUUUGGCGUCUUUCCGCAUUUUUCCAUCCGCAUCCGCUAUCCGCACGUAUCCGUUCCGCGUCUUACAGACACCCUAAUGUGUGAUGUGGAAAACUUUAAACCCGGGAGAAAUCCUGUUUCGUAUAGAAAGCCACGUUUCUGCAACCGAAGAGUAUGAAUGCAAGUGAAGGUAAAAAAUUCCCAUCAAUUGAAGCGAUACGUUUCUUAGGGUAUUUCACGCAAUUCCUGGAACCGUUUUGGCUCAAUUUGUAUUCAGCGAGACUUUGUUGUAUUUAUUUAAUUGAUAAAUUGCUUUAGUUUUUAAGAGUUUUUAUAGAAAGUGACAAGGUUUGUCUCCCCUUGGUAGUAAAACGUUUUAAACACAACGGAAGCAAAGAUUGAAAAUGGCCUUUUAUACAAUGUAGCUUGAUAUAAACACUUAUUUUGGUUCAAAAUUCAGUUUUUAUCGAUCGCCUUCGUGCUUCGUGUCGUGUAGCGUUACACGCACAGUUACUUGAAAUCAUUGAGGUGAAAAAUCAAAAAUCGAAAUAUUAAAACUGCAACUGAUGUCACAGUUUUUCACCUAGAUGAGAGUCAUCUAAGUGAAAAACUGUCGCUCAAAAAAAGGUAGUUAACGGGUCAUCAGAUGUUUGCAAAGUAUUCAAAAAACUUUUCUAGUACUAGUAAAAAAAAAUUUAGCAAAAAACUUUAACAGUGAAAGUUAAAGAAACAAAUUUAUUAAAUUACAUAAUGUAUACUAAUAAAUGGAAAAACGGGCAAAAAAGAAAUGACUUUUUAGCGAGAAAAUAUUAAGAAAAUCAAUGAAAAAUAUUUUUCACUUUUAAAGAAUUUUGAAAAAAAUUUUUUACUAGUACUAGUAAAAAAUUUGCUUCCGUUGUGUAUAAAACGUUUUACUACCAAGGGAAGACAAACGUUGUCACUUUCUAUAAAAACUCUUAAAAAUAUGAAUUCCCUUAUUUAACAGUGCCUAGGAGGUCUGAAAUGCAGUCAGAAUACGAAGAAAAACAAGAAGACGCUAAAGGUAAGCUUCAAAGCCAUAUUCAAUGUACAUUUUGCUAAUUUACUGAGCAAAGAAUACUUCUCCAUACAACGUCUUAUAAUUUUCUUGCUGAUAAUUAAUCGCUGGUUUUCAUUGUCACGCCAUUUAAAAUAGAUCAAAGUAAAAAUCAAAACCGUUGAAUAGAUAAAGUCCAGAAUCUGGGAAAUGAAAGGAGGUAAAUAUGGAAAGACCCUCGCCAAGAUUCAGGUCAGAGGAAUAUUUCGUAUACGAGAUAUCGGAAGAAAUGUUUUACCCAAAUUUUUAGAUUUGUAUGGAGACGCCAUGCUGGCGUUCAUCCAGAUGGGCUCCAACAUGGCGGACGGAAACCAACAGAAACAUCUGUUAUCGAGUUUUGCUGCAAAAGUGUGAAUUUAUUCUUCGAGGAACUCAUAAAUAUUAAAGUAAUACGUUUUCUAAUAGACCAACUGUUAAGAUAGCAAAAUUCCCUGAAAGAAGUCUUUUUUUUAACCUACAUGACAAGUCUCUUGGCCGUCAUGUAAAUACCGCGUCACGCAAAAGCUUAGAGAUUCAAGCGUACUCUAUCACAAAACCGAGGACCCUUAUGAAGCGAAAAUUUGUAUGAAAAUUAGUUUUCAGCUGCUCUUAUACAUCGUGAAAGUAAAAUCUCGGUAGGAUCGAUAGUUUUGUAGUUUGAAUUUUAGUGACGUCAUGUGAAAACCAACAAUUAGCUUAGAUGGGUAGUGUUGUUUUCGGGUUCUUGGCAUCCUAAGAGGCCUGAAACGCACUCACCACACAAAUAACAUAACAAAAUGCUAAAAGGAAAAAUUAAUGUACCUUUUGCUCAAUUAUGGAGAAAUAGGAUAAUUCUCAUACAACGUCUUAUAACUGUUGUCGUAUGAAUAACUAAUUAGCUAAGUAGGAUAAUGUUGUUCAGGGCUCUCAUAGUGAGCUUGGGCUACCUGUGCAAAGACUUACAAGAAUAAUUAAUUCGAAUGAUGACGGCGUUUUAAUUAUUUCAUUAAGUUGAAAGAUUACAUUGUUAAAACAACAAGGUUUCUGCGAGCUGAGUGAAAUAGCCAAAACAUUCUCACAGUUUACGUAAAGGUUUUCAGGUUGUUUAUUUAUUUGAUUGAAUGAAGACACGGGAGCCGUGAACGAAUUGCCAAGAAGUAUAAAUUCAAAUAAAUGACACACCGACAAGGGAAAACGUUUCUUCUGAAUAAAGGCUGUUUUCCGAAAAUGAAUUUUGUAACCUACAGAUCUACUUAUCUUUCUUCAUGUUAUCGAAUAGAAUCCAGAACUAGCAAGAACUCAGACGAGUUGCGAGGGUGUAUUGAGAAAGCUUAUGUGUUUGUAACUUACAAAGUGUAAAUAUGUCGAUAAUUUGAGUUUCCGUCGACAAACACUCAACAAAUUCGUACUCCUCGUAAUCUUGACGUGAGGCGGUAUCAGAUCCUAAAGCAAAAUAUUGCAAAAACGGCUUAAACGCUGACAUAUUCUAUCGAGCGCUCGAGAAACAGGGAAAGAAUCUUCUCUAGGCCAACGCGUGAAAAACCAUGGUAACGGUUGAUUGUCGUCCACCAAAAGGCAGGUUUGAACCGUAGAAAAACCCUUUGAGGGCGCGUGUUACUGGCUACCGCUGUAAAACUGAUGGGGCCGUAUUUUUUUGUGUGUAAAUUUGGUUCCCUGCGUAGGAGGCGCAAGAAAGGCGAGGGGAGCGGGAGAAAAACGCGAAAGGAUAAGUGAGAAGAAACACCUGCCUAAGUAAGAAAAAAAAGAAAAAAAUUGGCGAGGGACGCGAGCAAAGCGCGGACUAGCUAGGGACAGCUCCUGCUAGGGAGUAGAAAAAGGCGGCGGCCCACUUCCCCUCUUCCUUCGUCUCCUCGCGAUUUUAAGCCACCUUCUCCCAAACUGAAACGGAGAGCCCGUUCAUAGGCUUAACCGAUCCGUCAAACUGGCAAUACGUGACCAAUCACAAGUAGGGGGAGGGGGGGGGGGGUUGGGGGGGGGGAUUUCUCAACGUGGAGGAAGGAUGCUUUGUUUACCGGAAAUUAUAAUGUCUAUUAGCUUGGCCCCUUUAUCAAAAGAUUUGUUGACUGUUCAAAGCAGAAUAGUUUUACUUUUGUUAGCCUGCGAGAAGGUCCACUUGUGCGAAUUUGAAUCGGACAAGGAAAAGUAAGUUUCCUCUCCUCAUUCUUUUCGCCGGCUCGUGCUUGUGGUUCCGCCGCCAAAAUUUUCCCAAAACGCGAACAAGUGAGCAUCCUCUCAGGCUAUACUGUUGUUGAUCAGCAAACACGACAAACAAUGAUCGGUUUCAUGUGAUUCUCUGCUUGCGUUAUGGUUGUCAAUAAUUUACUUGUUGCGGCUCAGCCAAUCGGAAAUUUGCGGACGCCAGCAGCCGCAGAAAUGAACAAAAUGGGGUUCUUCUGCGGGCUUUGAUUACUGACAUCAGGUUUUCCUUUCCGUCUUUCCUCGAUACCCCAUCCUUGCCCCCCUUCCCUUUCGACGCCUGUCACGCAGGCUAUACGCAGGCUAGUUGGUGGCCGCAUCUUGAGUGGUUAAGAAGUUAUGUGGGGUGGACCUCCAAAGUCGCCCCCGUUCCCAAACAACCCUUUCCGAAUAGAGUUAAUCCAUCAAAUAAGGUUUUCUUCUUUUGCGCAGCUGUACGUCUUGGUGAUCAUCCUGGUACAGACAAAGAUUAUAACAUGACAGCUCACCCAAGAGGAAUAACGCUGUUGGUUAAUAUCAAGCUUUUCGCCAGCGAAGAACUCCCAACUCGUCACGGGUCGGAAGUAGAUGUUGGUCAAGUUGAAGCGUUGUUUACUGCUCUCGAUUUUGAGAUGCGAAUGAAAGAGAACCUUACAAAGCUACAACUCUUAAACGAAAUUGAUGAUGUUGCUUGCCAGGAUCACAGUGGCUACGAUUGUUUUGUGCUGUGGCUCAUGACCCAUGGCAGGAGUGGUGAGGUGUUCUGUUCUGACGGUAACACGAUACCUAUUCAAACUUUCUGUGAUAUGUUGAGCGAGUGCGAUACGCUAAGGGAUAAACCAAAGCUGUUUUUUAUCCAAGCGUGCAGAGGUAACGAAGAAGAUGAGAGGGUGUCUAUUGCCACUGAUACCGGUAUUUCAUCUAACGAACAGCUUAGUCUAAACAAAGUUGAUUCCGGCCUUGGCUCAGUGAAUAAACUUGCACCCAGGGUACCCAAACAUGCAGAUUUUCUGUACGCAUUUUCCACUGUCGAUACGUAUGUAUCGUACAGGCAUGAGGCUCUAGGAAGCUACUAUGUUCGCGGCCUCGUUGAGGCAUUUCGUGAACGUUCAAUUAAUGACCACCUUCUCGAUAUUUUAACUGUAGUCAACCAGAAAGUCAGUAACAUGGAACGUUCAGGGAAGAAUAAGAAUGAAAUCAAAAUCUAUAAAAUGAUGCCGGAAGUUAAACACACCCUGCGGAAAAACGUCCGUUUCUAGACGCAUAACUGGAGCGUUUUACACUUCUGCGGCGUGCUCUAAGAAUGAAAACUGCAGGGGAACUAGUGCAGUAUUUAAAUAGUUUUGCGUAAACAAUUCGAUAUUUUGUGAUGUUUCUUACGACGACAGUUUAAACAGUUGUUGAGGGCUUGCGAAGCUCGCUUGGCUUUUUAACGAGAGGAGCAAGACUCUGUUCUUUCUCUUUAGACAGCAGUUUAUUCUUCAACAGCUUCUGACAGCAACUCUACUACUGAACUAAUUCUACUAGCUAACACAGCGAAUUAAAUAACGAAAUUAUGGACGUGUUUGGGUUAGCUGACCAUGAGACCCUUCCAUUGCAUAUCCUGUCGCUGAACUUGUGAACGAUAGAAUAGUCUACACUGUCACAAUUAACAAGUACUAAAGCGCCAAUUGAAUGCUAGCGGUAAAACUGCUCGCUAGGACCAAGCCACAAAACAGGAACUUCAGUGGAGGCAAAACUCAAGGUCAGCUAUAAUCCCCGAACAUGCUUACUUCAAAGAACUACAAUAAGUUUAACAAAUCCUUUCGAUAGACGAUACUUCUCAAAACUCAGGAACUAACCUUGUGGCCUAUACAUUGAAUUUCCUUGGACUAUGAACUGUUUAUUAAGAAACUAGCGCGUGCUACAAAAUAAUCAUUCGGAUAGAAAAACCUUAAAAAUACCAAAACUCCAAAACAGAACUAACAGCAACUACUUCAUAACACAGUUAAUUCUCUUUUGGCGCUAAACGAAACAAAUUCAGCACGCUUUUAAAGUAGAUACGAAAUAGAUAAAUCUCGCAUUUUUUGUGUCAAAAUUUGUAUUUUGGGGCGUCGUUGUUAGACGAACUGAAAACGUUUCUUGGAUGUAACAUAUCAAAUGCGCCAGUGGCAAGGUAGUUAUUAUAAGUAACAAGUUGGGGUUGAAAGCCUUACAAAGUGUUUAUGGUCAAGUCCACACUUUCUAUGUGUGUUGAACUGGUGCCGUGGUCAGUAUGCGCACAAUGCGCACAUGUAUACGGUAGUUUAGUUUUACUUAAAUUCUAGUGAGGAUCGAUAUAUUUUUUAAUAGCUUCUUAAGAAAACGGAACCCUGCGUGAUUAUUGUAUUAGAAGAAGAAAUGUCCUUCAGGAGCAAUACCUGCAUUAAGUAGGGAAAAGACAAUGUUCAGAGGUUAAGGCACCAUGUGUUUCAAUUCUUUACCAGAUUUAAGGACCUGUGUCAUGAAAUGUAUGAAAAUUCAAACAGAGAUAACUGCCACCAGUUUGCGUGAAACAUAAAAAUAACUGCUCAAUAAAUGAAAAGAAGGUCAUAAAUAACACAGAAAUCAUACAAAAGGAGACACGGAUGGACAAACUUGAAGAAGAUUGAAACGGAUUGCAAUUAUUGUGAUUUUUGACAACUUGUUAGCCUAACAAUUUGUUGUACAGUUGUUGUUGUUACCUGGUUGAUAAUAUUCAAUGUUUGAUAUAUUGAUUUUUAUUAAAAACUGAAUCAUUGGAUAAUGCAGUUCUAGAGCUCUGAUUAGCUUAGCCAUCUUGGCAUAUGAGCCCUAUACCAUGCUCUCCAAAUAUGGUAACUGUACGCGUCUGCUCAAAAUUAAAAACAAGCUGAAAAUUGGUUGUUUAGACCAAAAAGAGUCGGGAAGAAUUCUCCAUAUUUUGUAGGCGUUUUUAAUAAAACAAUUCUUCAACUCGCGCUUGGUAAAUGUGAGAUGAUUGUACCCAACUCGUUGGCUCGUUGAUUGUACCCAGCCUCGUUGGCUUCUACCAUCUCACAUCCAAUAGAAUAGGGACUUUAAAAUCCAACGACGCGAUGGCAAUGAGAACGUCGCUUUAAAUGUAAAUUUGCGUUCUUUCAGUCUUCCUACCCACUUACUUCGUCAAAUGUAGGCGAACCCUCCCGGAGUUGAAUCCUAGGCACCAUAUCCAAG
Messenger RNA from Porites lobata, 10043 nucleotides. Lineage: Eukaryota; Metazoa; Cnidaria; Anthozoa; Scleractinia; Poritidae. The record is from the annotation of a GenBank genome assembly.